Molecule: messenger RNA, 2231 nt
Organism: Effrenium voratum
Lineage: Eukaryota; Dinophyceae; Suessiales; Symbiodiniaceae
Source: the annotation of a GenBank genome assembly
CUCUCCCUAGGCUCUGCCACGGGUUUUUUUGGACCAGGGCUCCCGGGCGCUUCGGCGCUUCGGGUCGGGUCCCGGCCAUGGAGCCCCCCGCCGACCUGGAGCUGCGCCUCGCGGGCCUGGAUGGCGGGGAGCUGCGCUUCAGCGUGGCUGGGGAGAUGCGGGGCACUGAGCUGCUGAGACUUGUGAGGUCGCAGCUGCCCUCGCGGCCCGGAGGUGUGCUCAGCCUCUGGUUCGGCAACACCAAGCUGGUGCUGAACCAGACUUUGCGGGAGGGCCUGGAGUCAACGGAGGGCACCUUCACCUACACGCGCACCAACGUGCUUAAUGCCUACAAUCUGCUGAGUCAAGCUGACACAGAUCUCAUCUAUGACUUCUACAUGGGUAGUUCGGAUAGUGAUGGUGAUCAUGAUGAUGUGGGAGCUAUGGAGAAUGCCAUAGAGGCACUGGAAGGCGUGACAAAGAUUUGCUGGGGACUAGGAAGUCACAUGCGCCCCGUGCUGGAAAAAUUGCCAGACACCUUAAAAAGCCUGAGCUUCCACAAGCACUUCAACCAAAACUUGGCGGGACUCACUCUGCCCAGCAGCUUGGAGAAUCUAACCUUUGGAUGGACCUUCAACCAAAGCUUGAAAGGAGUUACCCUGCCCAGCUUGAGGAGCCUGACUUUCGGCUGCUGCUUCAAUCAGUCUAUGCAUGGUGUCGUUUUACCAAGCAGCCUGCAGAGCCUGACUUUCGGAAGCGCCUUCAACCAGAGCUUAAAGGGAGUCGCUUUGCCCAGGAGCUUGCAGAGCUUGACUUUCGGCUGCGGGUUUAACAAAAGCUUGAAGGCAGUCAAUCUGCCAAGCAGCCUGCAGAGUCUGACUUUGGGCGACGGAUUCAACCAGAGUUUGAAGGGACUUACCUUGCCCAGCACUUUGCAACACCUGAGUUUCGGUCACAACUUCAACAGAAGCUUGGAGCAAAUCAUUCUGCCUGGCCGCUUGCGGAGCCUGACCUUGGGGGAUUCAUUUGAUCUAAGCUUGAAAGGAGUCUUCUUGCCCAUGAGUCUGCAGAUUCUGACUUUCGGGCAUCGCUUCAACAAGACUUUGAAGAACGUCAGCUUGCCGCGCAGCUUGCAACGCCUGACGUUUGGCAGGUGCUUCAACCAAAGCUUGAAGGGGCUCGACUUGCCAGGUUUGCAGAGCCUGGAUUUCGGCGCUGGCUUCCGCCAGAACUUGGAGGGAGUCAAUGUAAGCAGCUUGCAGAACUUGACUUUGGGCUUGGGCUUCCAAUCCUUGACAAUGUUUCAGAGCUUGCACAGCCUCACGCUGGGCGACCAGUUCGACGGAAGCCUAGAAGGGAUGCUACCCUGCAGCUUGAAAAACCUGGUGUUUGGCGAAAGCUUCAACCGAAGCUUGAAGGGAGUCAAUCUGCCCAGCAGCUUGCAGAACUUGACGUUCGGGUUUUGCUUUGACACCAGCUUAGAUGGAGUCAGCCUGCCCAGAAACCUGCAGAGCCUUACUUUCGGCCAGCAGUUCAACCAAGGCUUAAAGAAAGUUGCCCUGCCCGACAGCUUGCAGAAGUUGACAUUUGGCAACGGCUUCAACCGAAGCUUGGAGGGAGUCAAGCUGCCAACUGGCCUGCGCAGUUUGGACCUUGGCAUGGACUUCAACCAACGCCUGGAGAAAGUCGUUCUUCCCGACAGCUUGCAGAGCCUGUUUUUCAGCGACGAGUUCAACCAGCCCAUGGACAAAGUCGAUCUGCCAAGCAGCUUGCAGAAUCUGACCUUUGGCGCCGCCUUCAACCAAAGCUUAGCGGGGGUUACUCUGCCUAGUAGCUUGAGGAGCCUGACUUUCGGAGAUGAAUUCAACAGAAGCCUAGAAGGAGUCGACCUGCCUAGCAGCUUGCAGAGCUUGACGUUUGGCAGUUUCUUCUACCAAACCUUGGAAAAAGUCGUUCUGCCUGGCAGCUUGCAGAACCUGGCCUUUGGCGAGGAUGAGCAAAGGCACACACUGACAGGUGUCGCUUUUUCCGGCAUGCUGAGCUCUAUAGAGGUUCAUUGCUUGAGCAUCGAGUGCUCUUGAUCGGCUUUAUUUUGUAUAUUUGACGCUCGUCGGCAGUGAAGAACGGAUUGCCAAGAUUGCAGGCCGGGGGCAGCUACGGUCUCGCCCAGGGAUCUGGGAAGGUUUUUGGAAGCUUCCAGCGCUGCUUUCUUCCCUUCUGCAGAAUCUCAGCCAUGAGUGGCGCAGGCUAGU